AUGGAAGCAGGCGAUGGUCUUCCGGUUUCUCCUCCCGAGAAUACCUCCGGUGUUUCCCCAGUUUCUUCAAAAGACAUGUCUGCGAAGAAACAUUUGGAGAUCGAGGGGAGAUUGGUAUUUCGUGUCUCUUUGAAAAGCGAAAAAGCCGACAACGACGAUAGUACUACGCGAAUCAACCCAAGUCCAGUGGAGAAAGACGAGGAGAAGAAAAGGGAGCCGUGGGAUUUGAGACCAAGAAAGGACACACGGCCAGGGCAUCGCAAUCCUGAGAGAGACACGGCCGUAGAAACGAAGAGCAAGAAGGAGAUUCCAGAGAGGACAAGGAAGUUUCCGGUGGCUCUGUCGAGUGAAGAAAUCAAAGAGGAUCUGGCAUUCUUGGCGGGUGGCAAGAGACUGAGAAAGAUGCAGAAGAGACCCAGGAGCGUGCAUCAACAUAACGACGACCUUUUCCCAGGUGCGCGCUUGGGUUCGAUCACGAUGAAGAGUUACAACUUCCACUAA
Molecule: messenger RNA, 501 nt
Organism: Eucalyptus grandis
Lineage: Eukaryota; Viridiplantae; Streptophyta; Magnoliopsida; Myrtales; Myrtaceae
Exons: 1
Coding region: 1-501 (166 amino acids)
Source: RefSeq, a predicted model, not a curated record